Molecule: messenger RNA, 1670 nt
Organism: Perca flavescens (yellow perch)
Lineage: Eukaryota; Metazoa; Chordata; Actinopteri; Perciformes; Percidae
Product: low affinity immunoglobulin gamma Fc region receptor II-b-like
Exons: 7
Coding region: 60-1163 (367 amino acids)
Biological process (GO): cell surface receptor signaling pathway; immune response
Cellular component (GO): external side of plasma membrane
Molecular function (GO): transmembrane signaling receptor activity
Source: RefSeq, a predicted model, not a curated record
GGGGGCUUACUUGAUGCGACUAUGAAGUGAAAAAAGUGCAGACAUGGCCAAAUGUCAGGAUGGAGGAAACAUCUCUGCUGCGGCUGCUUUUUCUGAUCUCACUGCUGAACUGCCCAACAAACCAAGCCUCUCUGACUGUGAGUCCCAGCAGCUCUCAGAUAUUUGAAGGACAGUCUGUCUCUCCUAGCUGUGAGGAGGACGACAGCUCUGCUGGAUGGACUCUGAGGAGGAACACAACCAGAGAAACCAGGACUCAGUGUGGACCUGACUGGGGAAGACGUGACAGUUCUUCCUGUAACAUCAACUACAUGGACCCAGCGGAGAGUGGAGUUUACUGGUGUGAGUCCAGAGAGGGAGCAACCAGUAACAGCAUCAACAUCACUGUCACUGUUCUGAUGUCACUGCUGAGCUGCCCAACAGACCAAGCCUUUCUGACUGUGAGUCCCAGCAGAUCUCAGAUGUUUGAAGGACAGUCUGUCUCUCUGAGCUGUGAGGAGGACGACAGCUCUGCUGGAUGGACUCUGAGGAGGAACACAACCAGAGAAAGAAGGACUCAGGGUGGAGUUGACUGGGGGACAACUGCUGGUUCUUCCUGUAUCAUCAGCUACGUGGCCCCAUGGUACAGUGGCAUGUACUGGUGUGAGUCCAGAGAGGGAGCAACCAGUAACAUCAUCACCAUCACUGUCACUGGUGGACCAGUGAUCCUGCAGAGUCCUGUCCUCCCUGUGAUGGAGGGAGAAGACCUCACUCUGACCUGUACAACAAAGAGGUCCUCCAACCUCCCAGCUGGUUUCUAUAAAGAUGGUUCCUUCAUCAGGACUGAGUCUGCAGGUCACAUGACCAUCCACCAUGUUUCCAGGUCUGAUGAAGGCCUCUACAAGUGUCUCAUCAGCAGUGUUGGAGAGUCUCCACCCAGCUGGGUCAAGGUUACCUUUGAUUUCAGUCCACCACCUCCAAGCUCUCUGCCACCUUCUGACACAACCUCAGACCCCCUCCACCUUGUGAUCAGACUGGUCGUCCACCUGGUGGUGUUCUGUCCAUACUGCAUCUCCACUUUCAUCAUGGUGUCUUUAUAUCGAGACAGGGCAGCAGGAAAAGACCUGCCUGUCUCUGUGUUGAUGACCCCACCCACCCAAGCUGAGGAGGGAUUGGAUGAAGACUAAGAUGAUGUCAUCACUGCUGUCACCACGGAGCAUCACUUUUGAACUGAUCUGAAAAGAAGCUGAAAUGUUUCAAGUCCUCAAAUCAGAAACAGAAAGCUUCCCUGUGGAUCUCCACAUGUUCUACUCUGACCUGUAGAUGGAGGAUGUUAACCUAAGCCCAGUUCAGUCCAAAGAUUUGCGAUGGAAACAAGUUUUGAAACCUGUUAGUUUACACCAAUGAGAUGAGAAAGUGUAUCCUUUGCAUUGAGAUGACUGAAGAGCUCGUUGAGCCUCCGUAUAAAGUUCUGCCAUUUCCAACAGCUGACAGUUUGAAACAUAGUAAAUAAAAUGGAUCAUUUCAUUUCUGUAGUUUGCAGCUGAUUUGACUGUUCCAAAACCAGCCUCUGAAAACAUAACCAGCUGAGUCGCAGAGACACCAUCAGCUGGUUUUAGUCGAGCUGAAAUGGUUCACUUCAGAAGUAAAGGGUUCUUCUCGUUGCAAACUUUGCUCUGAACUGGACUUUAGCA